Molecule: messenger RNA, 1434 nt
Organism: Cetraspora pellucida
Lineage: Eukaryota; Fungi; Glomeromycota; Glomeromycetes; Diversisporales; Gigasporaceae
Source: the annotation of a GenBank genome assembly
AUGGUGAAUAUCAAAUCAGAAUUAACAUGUUUUGAAAGAGAACUUACCGAAGCAGAGUUGCGUGAAAUUGUGAAUUCUUCAACUGUUGGAAAGGUAAUGGCCUUGGAGAGUGACGAUGAUAUGGUUGAUUCCGAUGAAUUGUCCUAUGCUGAAAUAGAACAAGAGACUUUAGUAAUUGACGAUAUUGUAGAUUUGACACAAAAUUAUUUAGAAUGUGAAAGAGAAAUGUUAAAUACCAACAAUGAUUACAAUUUGCAAGCCGGAAAUAUGAGUUAUUCACCGGAGGAUUUGGUUGCGACACAAGAUACGACAUACAACUUUUGCCGUAUGCCAUUACGAGUUACAACCGGCUUGUGUAACGGCAUUGCCGUUAUGACACCAAGUUAUGCGCAUGCCAGUCACCCUAUUGUAAUUCGAAGACAUCAAGUUCUUUCACUCUACAGAAACAUUCUCAAAGAAUCGUCGAAUUUUUUUGAUGAUAAUGCGAAAAUAUUCUUAAAAAAUCGAACUCGCAAGAGAUUUAAAGAAUAUAAGGACGAAACUGACGAAACUAGGAUUUUAAAUAAAUUAGCUGAUGCUCGUCAGGCGCUAAGCAGGCUGAAGAGAGCUAAUGUAUUUGAUAUCAAAUCUGUUACUCGCGUUUUGGAGUUGACAUAUGGAAGGAGGGGACCUAUGAGACAUCAAUUGCUUAAGCCCAUUAUAAACGAACCGAGCGAAGCUCCCAAGCCCAUUGUUCGGGGAUUUCCAAGAACUGCCCCACCACGAAUGUCUCCAUCACUUCAAACAUUAUUGUUAUCACAAACGAAAACUCUUUAUCCUACGCUACCAGUACCAAAACAUAAACCUUUAUACCCGUCACGAAAAGCGAACCUAUUGUGGAGACAUUAUUCUAAGAUCAUGAAAACUGUUAUGCCACCUGUGGACGAUGUCACAUUAGAUCAGUUAGAAAAAAAUGCUGGAAAAGGUAUCCUAACAGGACAAGGUGUUGCAAAUAGGUGUAUACCAUCAAGAAAUCAUAAUGAUGAGCAAAACAGAUUGAGAACUCUUAGAAAUACAGGAACGCCAAAAAGUCCGCGUGAUCCUGUGAAAGAAGGACCAUAUCGUACUGCCAAACCUCAUAAUCCGAGGCCCCGCUUUAUACGGCGGUUAUAUCAGAGGCUUUUAACAAAGAUACCUGUCAUGAAAGAAGGUACCGAGUCAACACAUUUAUCAAAUUUUGGUCCUGAUACCUCUGGAAAUCAAAACAACUGUCCGUCUACCAUCACGUUACCAAACAAACGAAAUAAACGGUAUAUAAUUAUUAAAUCUUCUUGGGCAGAUGGACGUCCUCUUCCAUUGGUAAACCAUACGGAUUGGCAAGGACUAGAUCCUGUUGAGGUAGCAAAACUUAUCGAUGAUAAAAAAACUCAGAUUAAAAAAAAGGUAUACUGGUGA